AUGAUAGGAAGACCCCCAUUUUCAUCAACUAUAUUAGAAUAUCGGGGAAAAGUAUUUUCAAUUGGUGGAGAUAGUGAAGAAUAUACUAUACCUAAUUUUUUGUCCAAAUAUAACCAAGAAAUUAAAGGGUCGCCUAUAGGAUAUACAAUACCUCUUUCAAGAGGAAAAAAGUUAAAUAAUGCGAUUAGUGGUGCUAAAAGUCAAGAAAUAAAUCAACAAGUAACUCGUUUGGUUAGAUUAUUAAAUACAGCAGAAUACAAGCCAAUAAAAGAUGAAUGGAAGUUGAUUACAAUCUUUAUUGGAGCAAAUAAUGUAUGUGUAUUAUGUGAGCCACCUAUAACAAAAUUACCAAGUUUAGCAAAUGCAGAUAUAUUUGAAGCAAACCUUAGACAUGUAUUGGAAAGAAUAAGAAAUGAAGUUAAGAAAUCAUUUGUAAACCUUGUAGGACUAUUUAAUGUUUCUAGUGUAUAUGAAGCAUCAAGAGGUGAUCCUUAUUGUGAAUUUGUCUUGGAUCCAUCACAUAUGGUCAUAUGUUCGUGUAUACAAGGCAAUGAGAAGCAACGUAGAGGUUAG
Molecule: messenger RNA, 573 nt
Organism: Cokeromyces recurvatus
Lineage: Eukaryota; Fungi; Mucoromycota; Mucoromycetes; Mucorales; Mucoraceae
Exons: 3
Coding region: 1-573 (190 amino acids)
Biological process (GO): phospholipid metabolic process
Molecular function (GO): glycerophospholipase activity
Source: RefSeq, a predicted model, not a curated record